Molecule: messenger RNA, 948 nt
Organism: Clarias gariepinus (North African catfish)
Lineage: Eukaryota; Metazoa; Chordata; Actinopteri; Siluriformes; Clariidae
Product: olfactory receptor class A-like protein 1
Exons: 1
Coding region: 7-948 (313 amino acids)
Biological process (GO): G protein-coupled receptor signaling pathway
Cellular component (GO): membrane
Molecular function (GO): pheromone receptor activity
Source: RefSeq, a predicted model, not a curated record
GGCUCCAUGGAUCUCUGCAUUACCAUUAAAGGAGUCUCAUUCCUUCUACAGUCAGGGCUGGGAGUUUUGGGUAACCUGUCUGUGCUAAUGGCAUAUGCUCAUAUCACUUAUAUUGAGUCAUAUCUGCAGCCUGUGGACAGAAUCCUGGCUCACCUGGCUUUUAGCAACAUGCUGCAACUACUGACACGUAGCGUGCCACAGACAGUGGUUAUCUUCGGCCUGCACAACCUGCUGGAUGAUUCAGGCUGCAAAGUGGUGAUGUACACACACCGCAUCCACCGCGCCCUCUCCAUCUGCCUGACCUGCAUGCUGAGUGUCUUUCAAGCACUCACCAUUACACCAUCAGCUGGGCCGCACCUGACAAAACUAAAAUCUCGACUGUCACAGCUGGUUGUGCCCAUCUUUGUAGGUCUGUGGCUCCUCAACAUGAUUGUAUGCAUCGCUCUUCCACUUUACACAAUAGCACCUCGGAAUGGCACUGUGCCUCCCUUCACCCUCAACCUCGGCUUCUGCCACGUCAAAUUUCCUAACAACCAGGUAUACGUGGCGAUUGGCACUGCCUUCUCAACAAGAGACUUUGCCUUUGUGGCUGUCAUGCUGGCAUCCAGUGGCUACAUCCUCGUCCUCCUGCAUAAACACAGCAGGCAGGUCAGGUCCAUCCGACGCACUCAGCAAGGAACCUCCAUGGAAAUGCGGGCAGCUAAGAGUGUCAUCAUGCUGGUGGUGCUGUACACCGUGUUCUUUGGCAUCGAUAACAUGAUCUGGAUCUACAUGCUGACUGUGGCCCAGGUCCCGGCUACGGUGGUGGACAUGAGAGCAUUUUUCUCUGCGUGCUAUGCCACAUUCAGUCCUUUGCUCAUGAUAAGCACCAAUAAGAAAAUAAAGGAGAGAAUGGUAUGUGCAGCUGGAGAACAGUUGUCUGAGGACUCAGAGAAACAAAAAUUCUAA